Molecule: messenger RNA, 8770 nt
Organism: Anopheles gambiae (African malaria mosquito)
Lineage: Eukaryota; Metazoa; Arthropoda; Insecta; Diptera; Culicidae
Gene: Lpin
Product: phosphatidate phosphatase LPIN3
Exons: 5
Coding region: 2378-5959 (1193 amino acids)
Biological process (GO): triglyceride biosynthetic process; positive regulation of transcription by RNA polymerase II; cellular response to insulin stimulus
Cellular component (GO): nucleus
Molecular function (GO): phosphatidate phosphatase activity; transcription coactivator activity
Source: RefSeq, a predicted model, not a curated record
UUGGUGUUUCAUGUAUUUUUCAUUCCCGUACACAGGAGGGCAAUUGUUUCACGCUUCACAUCGGUCAAUCACUUGUGCUGCGACCCCGGCUAGAAGCGGUGGCGAAAAACGCGGCCAAUAUCACGUGUUGCACAUGCGGAUGAAUAUGCGCAACAGUAACGCCGCCGCCGCCGCUGUCGUCCUCGUGGUCGUCGUCGCCGCACCCUUUGUGGUGUCAUGAGGGUCUGCACGCGCAUGGCGUUGGUUUUUCUUCGGGUCGAAACGAGCCGCUUAUUGCAGUGAGAAUCCAUACCGAUGCAAACAAAUUUGUACUGACCAGGAAGCGCAGAUACAACCGCAACCCUGUGUUGGGUGGAUGAAGAGCCUUUAGAGGACGUCGUUGAAUUAUGCGUGACUCAGCUUCGGGACGGGGAACAUUAGCCUUUCUCACGUUGAUCAUGUCGUCCAUGUGUCUGGCAGGUUGGGAAGGUUGUGCAUUCGAUUGAAGAAAGUAGAUUAAAGCUGUAGACACAACAUGCUUCCACUGUAAGCCAAUCCUGUUGGCAGCAAUCGAACGCCAUUUCCGCUUUCCGAGCGGAUUAAACACUCUAACAAGAGAGACACAAAACAACACAGCCACGUCCCCCCGAUACAGAAGUAGUUGCCAAAAAGUAGCCCGAAUGACUAUUUUGGGAAUAUCCCGUGCAGCAGCAACGGCCGAAGCCGCUAGGUUAAGUUUAGGUUAAGAGAAAGGACGGUAGAAGACUUCUGGAAAGGCAUACAAUAAUUUUAUCUUUGCUGUAGAGACUGUAGAAAGGAAUUGUCCACGCUUCAGUGACUCCGAAUUCGCCAUAUUGCCGUGCAGUAGAGAAACAGCACCAUAACCAUAACAAUCCCAACGCCCAUGAUGCGGAAAACAUAUUUACCUUUCUACCACAAGCGCGUUAUGUUCUUUCUCGAUUAAAUCAAGCCUCCUUUCCAGUGACAAACAAUAUUAUUGUCCACUGGCGUGGACAAUAAUCUUCUACACGCCCUGCUGAUGACGUUGAUGACGAUCGUUAUGCUUUCGGGGGGUACACUUGAUCGCGGACGCACGUAAUUACGCGCAAAAUUAUCUCUACCGUCGGCCGCCCGUUCCGACACACUCAAGGGGUUGUUCCGAGGGAAGGUGGCAAAAAGAGGGGGCUAAUGGUUGGGUUGUAGGGUAGUGCGGCUUCUCAAACAGAGCGCGCGCUCGGCUUCUCGUGUGUGCGUACCGUCUUGUAAAGCAACACAGGCAUACAAUCACACAAACCACUACCACAACCACCACGCAUCGCGAUAAUCUCCCUCUCCGCCGCGGCCGUGGCCAAGCAUACAAACGCCGCCGUGUGGGCGAUGAUGGGUGGUGGGGAUGUAUGACACGACGACACGAACACACCGGCAAGCAAACGCGCUUAGUGUGCGGUCAGUGUUGACGGGUGGUUCGCGGUUCUGUGUCGGCCGUAGCUCCACUCAUUCGAAGAACGAUCGUAGACCGCGACGGAAGUGUCUUGACUAGUAUCAGUUCUCUCGGCCGGUUUCAUCCCCCCUGAGAGGGAGAAGAUAAGUGUUGUGUUCACUUCGCGGUAUCCUGGAGGGUGGUUAAUUGAACAGCAAAGUAAACUGUAAUUUGUUGUAAGAUUGCGCACGAUCGUUGCUCUUACACAAUGUGAACUAUUAACGAGAAGGUUGUGCCCUGAACAAUUAAGUUGCUGAGGUAAAAGUGAAAGAGACGCUAUAAUAUAUCCUCAUCUCGUGGUGUGUGGUGGGGCAUAAAAGCAUAGAAAAAGAGAACCCCCGUCAAUAGAGAAGAGUGAAGGCGCUUGCUUGUGCGAUUGUGUUUGUGAGAGCAAGAAACCCCAAAAUCAAAACAAAACCCUACCAAACCAUUAGAGAUUCUUGUCGCAAGGCGUCUUUCCGUACUACAGCGCUAGAAAGCGUAAGGCUUCACCGUCUUCAGCUUCGGUUACGUUUGAAACAAAGAAGAGAGUGCACUGGUGCAGAAGAGUCUAGAAGAAGGUGAGAAAGAGGUUCAACGAUCACCCGUACAGCGGAGGUUAAAGAAGCUUCUGUUUUACUCCUAUUCUCCCCUACAUACGUGUUGUGAAAUGUGUAAAUUUGCUCUACUUUUCUGUGCCGUGCUGCUUCUCAUCGUUGUGUAGAAGAGAGAGAGAGGGAGAGGGAGAGAGAGAGCAUCGUUAUCAGAUAGUACACACGGAAGUCUUCGAACGUGGAAGUUACGCUCUCGCAAAGCACUCAGGAAUACUGCUUCUACUUAGGACCGAAACACAAUUGAUCUUUCGGACAAACGUGAUUAACACCGAUCACACCUUCAAGUUCCUCUUGUGACAUACAAAGAAGAAGAAAAAGCCUCAACAUGAAUAGCAUAGUGAAUUUGUUCAGUAAUUUUAAGGAGUUCUACAGCGAAAUCAACGGUGCCACACUGACCGGUGCCAUCGACGUGGUGGUGGUAGAGCAGCCGGACGGUUCGUUCGUAAGCUCGCCGUUUCACGUGCGCUUCGGCAAGCUGGGCGUGCUGCGGAGCCGCGAGAAGGUGGUCGACAUAGAGGUGAACGGCGAGCCGGUCGAUCUGCAGAUGAAGCUGGGCGAGUCGGGCGAAGCGUUCUUCGUGGAGGAAUGCGCCGAAGAUGACAGUGAAGUGCCGGCGCACAUGGCCACCUCCCCCAUACCGAGCCACUCGUAUCUCAGCAACUACGAAGAGACGGUACAGCAGCGCAACGAUGGGCCCGGCGGGCCCAUCUUUAAGGCGCUGGAAGCGAACGAAGCAACAGGGGCGGCCGGCGGGCCCGGAGCGGCGUCCGUGGUGGGGCCCACCACCAUAGAGGUGGGCGAGGGAGGUGAGGUAAUGAAGAUGGUGUCGAGCCAAACGGGUGCCGGCGGUGAUGGUGAGGAAGAGCUGCUGCCCCGGUUGCGUCGCAACUCGGUCGACCUGUCGAACGAAAAUGCCGAGGUGGAGCGGGCGAAAUUCGAAAACCAAAGAUCCGAGUACAGCCACCGGCGGCACACGGACAAUCUUACCAACAGGCCGGACCUGUCGUUGACGAAGAAAGAGUACACCACGCAGAAGCUGCGCCAGGAGCUGAACGCCGCUGCCGAGGCUGCCGAGCAGGAGCAGAUCUUUCACAUGGAAGGGUUGGACGACGGUGGCCCGCUGGAGGGUGGUGUAGCCGGCGAGGAGCAGCAGGUGAUGCACGCUGGUGAGUGGAAGAACAGCACUCCGCUGCCGAGUGGCGCCGGCGACCAUCAGCUGGUGGAGGAUAAACAUUUCAAACCGAUCGAUGCGCAACCAACCACCGGCCAGGCGGCUGAGAUCGUUCCCAUGGUGAUGGCAACCGCACAGCCGUCCGGAGACGGCGGAGCGGCGGACUCCAAAUCGAAGAAGAAGCGCAGGAAGAAGUCGCUGAUGAAGAAGAAAAAUACUCAGCGCAAAAAUUCGGCCAGCAGCAGCUCGGGCGCUGGGUCGAACCAUUCCGACCCGAACGAGGGCACGGAGACGGACAGCUUGACCGCGUCGCAGGUGACGGUUUCGUCGGCCAGCGGUAGCUCCCUGCCGAAGGAAGACGCAGCUGACGGGGGGGAUGUCGAUCAGCAGGUGCCGGACGUGAGCAGUCCGCUCAAGAAGGAGGGCAACGACAGUCCGGCACUCGGCAGCACAGCCAUGACCUCUAGCCAUCAUGCCGAUCUGGAUAUUCACUUCUUCAGCGAUACGGACAUUGGUACGGGCGUCAGUCCGCAGCAGUCGCGCCCGUCCACGCCCAUCCAGAGCGAUACGGAGUUUGAGAUUUCACAGCGCGAGAAACCCGUCUCCGAGGAGGAGCGACUGAUGUACGGUAACUCGUGGAACUGGGGCGAACUGCCGACGCAGGUGGAGCCGAAGGCGGGCGAUGCGGAAGCGGGCAAACAGGCGCAGCACAACUCGAUGCUGACCGGGCUGAUGAGUCUGAUGAAGUACAACAACAAGAAGAAGCGCCAGAGCGUCCCGGACGGGAUGUAUCUGUCCGAUCUGGACAAGCUGACCGAGCCGGAGAUUGCUCAGCUAUACUUUCCGUCGUUCUCGAAGCUGAAGCAGCAGCAGCAGCAGCAUCAGGGCAAGCGUGGAAGCGGCGGCAGUGGCGACGAUGAAGACCGCGAGAGUGGCAACGGAACGUCGAUCCCUCAGAGUCCUACCUCGAUGGAAGAUGGUCCCGGUGGAAAGGAUUCCGACUUCGAGGAGCGGGAUCAGCUGCUCAAGAGCGGCGGUGCUGGUACGGUCGAUCGUUCGAUCGAUUCCUUCGCACUCUCGCUGUGUGGUGGACUGAGCGGUGCCGACGACAGUGCCACCGGACCGACCGACGAGCAGUUCGAGCGCCACCGGCUGCAGUACGACAAUGUGCUCUCCGAUCCGAGCGUGUUCAAGUCGCCCGAUCUGGUCGUGCGUAUCAACGGCAAGUACUACAGCUGGGAAGUAGCCUGCCCGCAGGUCAUGACCAUUCUUGCGUUCCGGUGCGGACUGCCGAAUGAGUUUCUGGCCAGCGCGACGAAGCCGAAGCCAGACGAUGGCUUGUCGGUGGCAGACAACAAGAAGGGCGAGGAGCAAUCGCUGCAACAGCAAACGCAGCCGCAACCAAUUCAGCAACCGCAGCCUGCUGGCGGCAGUUGGUGGCGCUGGCGUCGGUCGAAUGAGUCGAAGCCGCCUGCACCGGCCGGUACGCCGCAGACGCCCAUCACACCGACGGCAGCAGCGGAGGAGUCGCCCGAUGGUUUGGACAUGAAGACGUCCGCCGCAGUGGGCACGCAAACGUCGCGUUCGAACUCGCCCGACGAUGAAAGCCAUGAAGGAGGCAUGGACGCGACGGUGCCGACGUACAAGAAUGCAUCGAAAACGGAGGACGGCUACAAUGGUUCGCUGUCGUCGGAGGAUUCCGAGCUGGCGAUGGAAAAAUCCAUGUCGGCAGGUGGCAUGCUGAUCGACAACAGCAGCGAGAAGACGCUGUUCCUGCUCGGUUGCGGCGAAAAGUACCGGAAAACGCUGCGCCUGUCGUCGGAGCGCAUCAAGGAGCUGAACCUGCUGGAUGGUAUGAACGAGAUCGAGUUCAGCGUGACGACUGCCUACCAGGGAACGACCCGCUGCAAGUGCUAUCUGUUCAAGUGGAAGCACAACGACAAGGUGGUGAUCUCCGAUAUCGAUGGCACGAUCACCAAGUCGGACGUUCUCGGUCACAUUCUGCCAAUGGUAGGAAAAUCCUGGGACCAGAUCGGUGUGGCGCAGCUGUUCUCGAAGAUCGAGGAGAAUGGAUACAAAAUGCUGUACCUGUCGGCCCGUGCCAUCGGGCAGGCGAAGACGACCCGCGGCUAUCUGCAGUCGAUCCGCCAGGGUGAUGUGAAGCUGCCGGACGGGCCGCUGCUGCUCAAUCCGACCUCCCUCAUGUCGGCGUUCCAUCGUGAGGUGAUCGAGAAGAAGCCGGAGCAGUUCAAAAUCGCCUGUCUGAAUGACAUCCGCGACCUGUUCCCCGAACGGAACCCGUUCUACGCCGGAUACGGUAACAGAAUUAAUGAUGUUUGGGCGUACCGGGCCGUUGGUAUUCCGACGUCGAGAAUCUUCACCAUCAACCCGAAGGGAGAGCUAAAGCACGAGCUGACGCAAACAUUCCAAUCGACAUAUGCUGGCCAAUCGUUGAUGGUAAACGAUUACUUCCCACGGAUUGAACGCGAGUCUCCCGAGUCUGAGUUUUCAGACCGCGACGAGGACGACGACGACUACGACGAGGAUGAUGACGAUGACGACGAUGACUACGAGCCGCUGCAAUUUGCGAUCGAAACGAGCGGUGACGAGCAGCAGCAGCCGCACCAGCAACAGGAGGAGCAACAUCUUCAAAAGCCAACAAUAAGAAUAAAGCGCUCACCCAAGUCAGGCUUUGCUGACUAUCGUCCAACAGACUGCGACGUGAUUAUCUUGUAAGAGUAAGGAUUAGCCCUCUACUUUACGUUAGCGUUACGCGUAACGCCUAUUUAUCUCAAACCCAAUGUUCUUGGGAACGCUUCUCCAAUGUAACGUAAUGGGCUGAUCCUUACUUUUACCAACGGUGUAUCCGUCAUGUCGCAUAGCUCUCUAGAGAAUAGCUCCUAACACUCCUCGCCCAGCCGAUGGAGUUCACUACAGUGCUCUCUAUUUUUCUAUAAAAUAUGCAAAAAUGUGUGCCAUCGCCCCAUGCCCCAUGGUUUAAAUGAUCCAUACACAAACAAUUCCGUCCCCAUUCCGUGCAACACGGGAAUGUGAAUAUGGUUUGCUAGUCAGAGGGCAUGAAACAGUGGUGCCAGUCAAAAUGAUCAUCACCAAACCCACCCCCCUCAGUGUAGAGAGCUUUCAGCAAACCAUUCCGGACAUCGAAACCACCGGGGUAAGCAUUGUGUCGACUAGAGGAUGGAGAGGAGGAGGAGGAGGAAAGUGCUGGUAUCCUAACACUUAUCUGUAAGGAGGCUACUUCAUUAUACCCCUCAGCAGCAACACCAUCCCAUCAUUGCUUCAUGGUUGUGUAACAAACUCUGCUACUACUUACCUUUCUCUGCUACUCGCCGUACACGCGAUAUCGAGGUGCUAUCGAGUGUGUACGAUCGUCUGGCUAUAUCAUCCCCUGCCGUAUGAAAACUCUCACUCUCUUUCUCUCGCAAAUAUCAUCGUUUUCAUCGUUCCUCCUAGUGCAUAUAAGAAUCCUAUAUUUACCCGGGUGUAUGUGGUGCUUUUUUAUGUGCUUUCGCAUGUGUUGUGUUGUGUCGUAUCUGUUUAAGGUUGUUCCCAAACUAAUGCUCCGAAUGAAUGUGAUCGUAAAGGUGUGAUAACAGACGAUCACUAGUGCUCACUAAGUCUUGGUGGAACAUAAAUAAUAAUCAUUUAGUUUUAGUGCCAAACGUAUGGAAGAGGGGUAGUAACUAAUUGGUGUUUUUCCUUCUACUUCUUCUGCUCUUUACAGCUACGCCAACAUGGCAUACAUCGUGGACCAGCUGUACCCGCCGAUCAAGCACAUCGAAGAGGAAGACAAUGAGUACACCAGCUUCAACUACUGGCGCGAGCCGGUUCCCGAGAUUGACUUCAAUGCUUGUGACAUAUCCGGUUCCUCGUUGUCAUCGUCGGGUGCUGCAGCUGCUUCCGCCACCACCACCACCUACCCAGCACCUACCGGUGGCAAGAUCACCCCGACGGCAACGCUGAUUCAGCAAGCAUUGCCAACCAUUCCCGAGAACUGAACCACCACCACCACCACCAGUGGAGACGGAGGAGAGCGAGAGCAGCACAGACAUAACCAAAUCCCUCAAUAUGGGGAAUGAAAUGACAAAACAAAAGAACUACAGGAAAAGACGGUUACAACACACACCUUUCUACAUCCCCAACAGAAGUAAUAGACACAGUAAUAGACAAGGACAGAGAAGAAAAGAGAGAACAAGCUAAGCUAAGAAAGAAACCAAUGAUUGGUACAAUAAUACUAAUAAUAAUAAUAGUAAUUGAUAAUUAUAAUAAUAUUCAUACACAAGUUUACCCCGUAAGCUUUUGAACGCGAGUGCGCUUUGAAGUGGUCAUGGUCUCUUCUGUUCGCGUUGCUUCCAUUUCGCUUUUGGUUGGAUUGCUUAAUUUGUGGCUGAAGAGCAAAAACGAAAACAGCGAUUUAUAAUCCAAAGGAAUUGUAUAAGCAUCAUUAGUCUUAAACAGAGGCGCAGGCUUGAGCAGGUGCAGAUGAUGAUAGAACUAGCCAAGAAAGGCAAGAAUACUAGUAUGCAAAGCAUCAGGAACAGGGCAGGAGGGACAGGUGUGAAGGGAGCGAAGCGCGAGUUAGCUGUGAUCGAAAGGUAGUGAUAGAACUGAACAACACACAGAGCGGAAGGUCCUACCAGGAUGUGCUAAGAUGGAUGUAUGGAGGACGGGAGGAAUUUAGUUUAGUAACACAGAUUGUACCAUUAUUGUACUCAUCGUUUCCACCGGCACCGGGAAGCGAGCCACACAGAGAGAAAGAGAGAGAGAUAAUGUAGGACACAGAGGGACAACAGUGGAGAGAACGAUCAACAGCUUCUAGAUAGAGAAAGUUGAAAUCGUCCCCGCUGUGAAGUGGAAAGUGUCCUCUAUCCUCUGUACGGAGGAAAGUGUGGGUUGGGGUAGCAAAGCAAACAAAAGUAUGUGAUAAUUUUUUCUAUUUAUUUUGCUCUUUUGUUUUUUUAGCAUUUCUUAGCGAGUUUCUUUAUUAUUAUUUUUUAAACUCUAAAUAGUAUCUAAUUUAUCGCUUAAAGAAUGUUUACGAGCGCAAGAGUGUGUGAAGCGUUGAACCGCGAACGACGAAUGCAUUAGAGGAGGAAACGGAAGCAGAAAAAGACAGAUCGACAUCACAAGACUGUGGGUGGGUGUGUGUGUGUGUGUCGUAGAAGCAGAAAGAGAGGAAGAAACGGAUCGGUAUUUAGAAGAACACUGCUGCUUCGUAGCGAGCGAGCAAAUUUCAGCUCGUUGUGACCGUUUUUAGUUCCGUUGGUUUUAUUUCAAAGUUUUUCGUUACCUUUACUUUUAGGAAUAAAAAAUAUACUGAUGUGAUUGGGUUGGAUUAAAGCAAGGAUCCGCCUGCACAAAGCGAAUUUAUUUUUUCUUUUCUUAUGCGAAUUGUUGAUUUGCUGUAAUUGCCGUACCGUGAAUGAUUAUUGUGAGUACCACAGUGUGUAAGGUGUAAUCGUUGCUUGCAAGCGCGUGCGAGUGAUUUGAACAAGCUACAAUGCAAAUAAAUCAUAUCCAUCAUGA